This is a messenger RNA of Perognathus longimembris pacificus (Pacific pocket mouse), 761 nucleotides long. It is a transcript of the gene Tmem207, whose product is annotated as transmembrane protein 207. The transcript has 5 exons. NCBI's taxonomy places the organism in Eukaryota, Metazoa, Chordata, Mammalia, Rodentia, Heteromyidae. Bases 134 to 592 code for a protein of 152 amino acids. The record is from RefSeq and is a predicted model, not a curated record.
UUUAUUAGUCACGAGAAGCCAUCAUUCAUGCCAGCUAUGGAGAAAGUAUAACCUAGAGGAGCUAACAAGUACAAAGAACAGGAAAUAAUCUGAGUCAACCAACCACUGUCUCUGAGCAGAUUAUCCUGAAGGUAUGUCAAGAUCCAGAGGCUUCCGUGUCACGGCUGUGAUCUCAGCAGUGGGAACCUUGUGUACUCCACUAUUCCAGCAUCCUGGCCACUUUCUUCCUUAUCAGAUCCUCCACCAGAGGGCGCACAGGGCUCAGAGAAGGUGUGUCAAUUACGAUGAACAUCCUAAUGUGUGGUACAUCUGGUUUCUGCUGCUGAUUUUCUUGGCGGCUCUUCUCUGUGGGGUAGUCCUGUUCUGUCUCCAGUGCUGGUUGAAGGGGCCCAUGAUUCUCCCCCAGAGACGCACCAUGGCAGUUUUCGCUGUUGGAGAUUUGGACAACAUAUAUGAGACAGAAGCAGCUGUGAGGCCAACUGUUGGAGCUCACCUUCACACUCAGAACCACGACCUGUACCCUCUUCCAUGUUUUGGCACAUUGGAUUCCCCACCUCCCUAUGAAGAAAUUAUAAAAACAAGCCAGCUGUAGAUCUGGAUCAUCAGCUCAGCGUAUUCGAAUAUUUGUAGUUCAAAGAUCAUCGAAGUUGGGCCAGAAUACAGUUCAGUGGCAAAGCACUUACCAAGCAAAUACAAUGUCCUGGGUUUGCUCCCCAGUACCAAAACAGCAAAGACAAAGCAAAACAAAACAAAAAACCAAC